Lingula anatina is the source of this 1361-nucleotide messenger RNA. RefSeq names its product protocadherin-like wing polarity protein stan. NCBI's taxonomy places the organism in Eukaryota, Metazoa, Brachiopoda, Lingulata, Lingulida, Lingulidae. Gene Ontology annotation, cellular component: plasma membrane. Gene Ontology annotation, biological process: homophilic cell-cell adhesion; G protein-coupled receptor signaling pathway; cell surface receptor signaling pathway. Gene Ontology annotation, molecular function: calcium ion binding; G protein-coupled receptor activity. The record is from RefSeq and is a predicted model, not a curated record.
AAAAGAAAUGAGGCGUACCUGGGCCAAGAUUACAGGGCAGAAAUUUGACGACUCACUCAGUGGAACAAGGACAACCAUGCUCUCACGCUCAGCUCUAGCCUACGCACAUGACUCUUCUUUAGAAGGAGGUCUGAACCGUAUGAACAUUGGCAUCUCAACCACAUCCACUACGAGUCGUUCAACCAGUAAGACAAGCAGCGGUGGUCUGUAUCGCCCUGACGGCUAUCUUAGGAGUACCAGUACAUCAACAUCAGGGAACAUACCUUCUGGUGCGGAGUUUACCGGCAAUGGCAUUCCACCAUAUGGCUUUGACUAUGAUAUGAAACCUGUGGAUGACCCUGACACUGGCGAGAUCAACCGCAAACAUGACUCCGAUUCUGACAGCGACAUGUCAAAUGGAGACCACAUGGAACUGGCUUCCAGUCAUUCCUCAGAUGAUGACGAUGAUUAUGAAUAUGAGAAAGGUCCUCGUUGGGAUCAGCCAACUAAUAAAGUAUUAGAACGUGUCAAGUCUCAGACUCCCAAGGGUCCUGCUCACAGUACGCCAGUUGGGCGCAACUCUCCGACAUCACGGUCUCCUACGCGCUCUCCCAUUCAUUCCCCUGUUAACAUGAACAACCAUAGAAAGUCUCCGCUUUAUGACAAUGACAUGAAGUACCCCAAUGUAGUCAAACUCCCAGAUAUAAGGUCCAGUGUGGAAAAAAUCCCUCCUAUAUAUGAAGAAGAUAACAAAGCUUACAUAGUCCCUCCAGAGAGAAGUGACAGCCUGCCCCCAAAUGGAGUCCAUGAUGGUCCCCCAUCUAAACCACAGCACCUGCGGGACAGGGUUGCAGUACAGGUCCUCACACAUAAUGGCAGCAUAUCUUCAGACACAGAGGAGGAAGAUCAUGAAACAGAAGUAUGACAUUCAAGGUCAAGGUCACCAAGACGAUCCAAUCAGAAUCUGCCUUAGAGGACCAUGUGACUUAGUGUUGAAGAUGUAUUUGUAGCAUGUGUAAAUAUUCUGUGAAUGUAAAUGUUAUUUAUGAAGUCAUGUCUCAUGGCUGUAUUUUCUGAUUGCAUUUAUUUCUGCCAUUUAGACAUGGCAUUUUUUUAUGCAGAGAAUUUGAAAAAUGCUUGCCAUUUCAUUGCGGUGCAUAUGAGGUGCAGUUUAUUAGGGAAAACAAUAUAACGUUUUAUUUUUUUCUUUUUUAAGUAACUUUUUUUAUCAUUUGUUUUUUUUUUCUUAAAAUCUACAAAACAGAAAAAUACUUUCCAGCUUAAGAUAAUCAGACUUUUAGUUCAAGUAUUAUAUCCUUGGAGUGCCUUUUGUACUGGAAUAGACUUGAAUCUAAAGGAACCAGCAAUGUUGUUUGAAAAAA